GGUGUCGCGGCGCGAUGGGGCUGGCGGCGGCGCGGGGCUGGGCGCUGUCCCCGCUGUCGCCGGGCCCGGCGGAGCGCAGCCGGCCCUACGCUGUGCUGCAGCACCAGAACCUGGUGCUGCUGGGCAGCAUCCUCAGCGCUCUGCUGCUCACCAUCAUCCUCAUGGCCAUCUGUGUGUACCGGCCCGUCCGGCGGCGGUAGCGGAGCGGGACCCGCCGGGGCAUCCAGAGAAUGCUGCAUCCCACCCGGUUCUCCCGCCUGGAAUCCGCCAUCCCAGCAUCGCUUCAGCCCUGCCGGUUCUCCCGUCUGGUUCCCGCCGUCCCGGCUCUGCUCCGGACCCAGCAGGUUCUCCGCUCCGGUUC
Melozone crissalis (California towhee) is the source of this 361-nucleotide messenger RNA. RefSeq names its product chromosome unknown C12orf76 homolog (gene CUNH12orf76). NCBI's taxonomy places the organism in Eukaryota, Metazoa, Chordata, Aves, Passeriformes, Passerellidae. The transcript has 2 exons. The record is from RefSeq and is a predicted model, not a curated record. The coding region runs from base 15 to 200 and encodes 61 amino acids.